Arabidopsis arenosa is the source of this 1866-nucleotide messenger RNA. Lineage: Eukaryota; Viridiplantae; Streptophyta; Magnoliopsida; Brassicales; Brassicaceae. The record is from the annotation of a GenBank genome assembly.
GAAAAUCUGAAAAAUGUUGGAAGGAAAAGCAAUGGUUGAAGAUUCAGACAUGCCAGUGAAGAUGCAGAUGCAAGCUAUGUCUUUUGCUUCUCAAGCUCUUGAUCUAUUUGAUGUCUUUGAUUGUAAAUCCAUUGCUGGUCACAUCAAGAAGGAGUUUGAUGAGAGAUAUGGAAGUGGAUGGCAAUGUGUGAACAUGAACGAGAACUCAGCUUCAAGACAUGUUAAAAGCUGGAGCUCAGAUUGUGCAAUGAGAAUGGAUGGUUCAGACAAUUUGGAUGAUGAUGAUAAUGACAUGAUGAUGUUUAGGAGUCAACCGGGAAAAUUUGGCAGCGUUGACCGACCUUCUUUGCCUCUAGGCGGAGUAACGCCUAACCGCAAUGACAAGCUUCCCAGAGUCGCUUCAUCGGAAUCCAUGGAGGCACUAAUAGUAUUACAAGCAGCAAUGGAGCAAAUGAAAGAGAAAUUUUCGAAAUUGCUUCUUGGAGAAGAUAUGUCAGGAGGAGGAAAAGGUGUUUCAUCGGCUUUGGCUUUAUCUAACGCCAUUACCAAUCUCGCAGCUUCUGCAUUUGGAGAACAACGGCGUUUAGAGCCAAUGGCGGCGGAUAGAAAAACGCGUUGGAGGAGAGAAAUUGGAUGGCUUAUCUCUGUGGCUGAUCAUAUAGUUGAAUUCGCUCCAACACAACAAACAAACAAAGAUGGUACUUCAAUGGAAGUCAUGUCAACAAGACAAAGAACAGAUCUUCUCUGUAACAUCCCUGCACUUAAGAAACUCGAUGCUAUGCUUCUCGAUUGUCUUGAUAAAUUCAAGGAUCAGGAUGAGUUUUAUUAUGUCAAAAAAGAUUCUCCUGAUUCUUCCGAGACAAGAAACGAUGAGAAAUGGUGGUUACCGGCGGUAAAAGUCCCACCUAAUGGCCUCUCUGAGAUAUCGAGAAGGUUUCUACAGAGCCAGAAGGAAUGUGUGAAUCAAGUCCUUAAAGCUGCAAUGGCGAUAAACGCUCAAGUUCUCUCUGAAAUGGAGAUUCCUGAAAGUUACCUUGAAUCACUUCCUAAGAAUGGGAGAGCUAGCUUGGGAGAUGUGAUAUACAGAAUGAUAACAGUAGAGAUGUUUGAUGCAGAUCAGUUCCUUAUUGAAAUGGAUUUAUCAUCUGAGCACAAGAUUCUUGAUCUAAAGAACAGAAUCGAAGCAUCGAUUGUGAUAUGGAAGCGGAAAAUGGUGCAGAAGGACACAAAGUCUCCUUGGGGAUCAACAGUGAGUAUUGAGAAAAGAGAACAGUUUGAAGAGAGAGCUGAAACAAUAUUGCUACUAUUAAAACAAGGGUUUCCCGGAAUCUCACAGUCCUCGCUCGAUAUCAGCAAGAUUCAAUUCAACAGAGAUGUAGGACUUGCCAUCUUGGAGAGUUACUCAAGAGUGCUUGAGAGUUUAGCGCACACCGUGAUGUCGAGAAUAGAAGACGUGCUUUACGCUGAUCAGCUAACUCAAGAACCUACAAAUAAUGCACCUUCUAAGAACAGAUAUAGCUUGAAGGAGAAUGAGAAACUAAGGGAGGAGAGACUAAGUUUCACAGAGGAUAUGGCUUCAGGAACACUUUCUGAUGUAAUGCAAUGGGGUAACAAAAACAACGAAUUGAAGAAAGAAAGCUUUUUCGGAGAUAGAGAGAAACCGUUGUUGUCGAAAGUCACGGGUAUAAUGACAAACAACAAGAAGAGUUCUUAUCUUGAAAAUCUUGGAGCUAUGAGGAGUCCAACCGCGAGAUACUCCUGAAAGAAACCGGUUUCUUUUUUCUUUUCUUCUUGUAAAAUUAGGUUUUCUUGCUGCAUUUCCAAUCUGCUUAAAGAUUCCAAAACGAAUAAUGCACCAUUGUGUUG